AUGCUGAAGCCAUUCUUCACCGGGCACGACGAGCUCAUCCACGACGUCAAGUAUGACUUCUACGGCAAGCAGCUUGCCACGGCGCUGAGCGACCAGCACAUCAAGGUGUUCGACUUCGACCGCUCGAGCCAGCUGUGGAUCCUCAACGACCUGUGGAAGGCGCACGACGCCCCCGUCGUCAAGGUGCUGUGGGCCCACCCGGAGUUUGUCCUGCUGAACUUGAUUGCCAGCGGCUCCUACGACCGCACGGUCAAGAUCUGGCAGGAGCAGUGUGACGAGCUCCACGGGCUGGGCCGCCGGUGGUUGCGCCUCGCAACUCUCGCCAUUGAGAGCCACGGCCCCAUCUACGACGUGGUGUUUGCCCCCGCCCACCUCGGUCUUAAGCUUGGGUGUGUUGGUUCCGACGGUAUCUUUCGGAUCUACGAACUGAUGGACCCGCUGGACUUAGCGGCGUGGGCCCUCACUACGGAGAUCCCUGUGCUCCGGCAAAACCUCCCGGCCAAGACGCUCCAGCUGACGUUUUCCAUCGAAUGGUGUCCGGCUAAGUUUACCCCGACGGAGAAGUUCAUCGUGGUGGCGUUGGACCAGGCAUUUAUCUUUGGCGGGCCCAUGGGUGACGACAACGACGACAGCGGUGCCAUGGCCGGCGCCGACGCGGUGCCGGCGGGGGAGUCGCUGGCCACCACCCGCUACCGCCGCAUUGGCGAGCUCCCCGAACACAACGGGCUCAUCCGGCUGGUACUGUGGGCGCCGCUGAUGGGACGGCUGUACCACCUCAUCGCGCUGGCGUGUAAGGACGGAUUUGUGCGGAUAUUCAAGGCCGAAGACCUUCCGCAAGGGGACAUCAAGGUGGAGCUUUUGGCAAAGUUGGGCGACCACAAGAGCGAGGUGUGGCGGGUCCACUGGAACAAUACCGGCACCAUUUUGCUGAGCGCGGGUGACGAUGGCAAAGUGCGGUUGUGGAAGUGCAACUACUUGAGCGAGUGGAAGUGUAUGCUGGUGAUCAAUCUGAGCAACCGUCUGGAGAACCGUAUAGUCGAGGCGUCGGAUGAACGGAUGGCGUGA
Diutina rugosa is the source of this 1065-nucleotide messenger RNA. It is a transcript of the gene SEH1, whose product is annotated as Seh1p. The coding region runs from base 1 to 1065 and encodes 354 amino acids. The transcript has a single exon. Gene Ontology annotation, biological process: cellular response to amino acid starvation; positive regulation of TORC1 signaling. Gene Ontology annotation, cellular component: nuclear pore outer ring; Seh1-associated complex. Gene Ontology annotation, molecular function: structural molecule activity; protein binding. NCBI's taxonomy places the organism in Eukaryota, Fungi, Ascomycota, Pichiomycetes, Serinales, Debaryomycetaceae. The record is from RefSeq and is a predicted model, not a curated record.